Molecule: messenger RNA, 861 nt
Organism: Neolamprologus brichardi
Lineage: Eukaryota; Metazoa; Chordata; Actinopteri; Cichliformes; Cichlidae
Source: RefSeq, a predicted model, not a curated record
AUGUGGUCUGUCUCCACAAAUGGAACAUUGAAGCUCGAAAAAGCAACAAAAAAUGACUCUGGAGAGUACAGCAUGGAAACACACAGUUCUACUGAAGGUGUGUUAUUGCACAGAGUUAACAUCCAUCUACAUAUACUCGCUCCUGUGUCAGAACCAGCUGUUACGCAGAUGUGUUUGUCAUCAAAACAGAUGACAGUCAGCUGUUUCUCUGAAGGAGAUGAAGUAGAGUUCAUUUUGUCUUUGGAUGAUAAGUUGUUGAUACAGCCUACAGCCAAUGGUAUAGAAAAAAACAGCAUUCCAAAUGUUAACAUCAACUUACCUGGUCAGCUGAUGGGAAACCUGACAUGUGUUGCUCAAAAUAAUGUCAGCAGAAAACAAACUAUCACCCAACUUACAAGCUGUACAGCUCCUGUGUCAGAGCCAGCUGUAUCUCAGAUGUGUCUGUCACCAAAACAGAUGACAGUCAGCUGCUCCUCUGAAGGAGAUGAAGUAGAGUUCACCUUGUUUUUGGAUGAUAACUUGUUGAUAAAAACCCAACCCAGCAUUGCAGAAAACCACAACAUUUCAAAUGUUACCAUCAGCUUACAUAGUCAACUGAUGGGACAGUUUAUGUGUAUUGUCCAAAACAACAUCAGCAGGGAACAAACCAUCAUCCACCUUACAGACUGUACAGCUUCAUCUGUGAGCGCAGAACAAGCGCUCACAAAGCAGCAGUUCGGGGAUGGCGUCUGUCGGACCACAGGAAAACCCGGACAUUUUUAUCAAUCUCGAAAAUCCCCCCAGACGCCCCUGACAUUUCUGGGGGAAAAGAGGACGGUUGGUCACCCUAGGUUUGAGAAAUUUAACAGUCUGCUGUAUUAA